Messenger RNA from Zonotrichia albicollis (white-throated sparrow), 1358 nucleotides. RefSeq names its product cyclin D1 binding protein 1 (gene CCNDBP1). NCBI's taxonomy places the organism in Eukaryota, Metazoa, Chordata, Aves, Passeriformes, Passerellidae. Gene Ontology annotation, cellular component: nucleus. The record is from RefSeq and is a predicted model, not a curated record.
CUAUGGGGCGGGGCCGCUCCCGGAGCGGACGUGACGCGCCUCUGUGGCGCUCCGGGGCCGCCCCGCAGCGAUGGAGGCGCGGGAGCCGCUGCGGGACGUGCGCGGGGCGCUGCGGGCGGUGCUGGCGCGGCUGCGAGAGGGAGAGCCGAGCGAGGGCCGAGAGCCGUUCGAGCUGCCGCGCUUCUGGGACGCGCUAGGUCAGACAUUCCAAGUAACAUCACAGGAAGCUACUAAGCUGAGUCUGGCAUUCUCAAGGCCUCCACUACCUUCUGCAGAGAACUGCCGGAAGCUGAGUGAGGAUGUCCAAAAUGCCAUUCUUGCAGUUGCCACAGUGUACUACUGGCUGCCCAAGGGCCAAGGUACUACUCUUCGGAAGAUGGUUCGAGAUGCCACCACUGAAGUAGUGGAAGGGAUGAUCCAGCUCACAGACACAAUUCUCAAUGCCCCAGUGGAGAGUUUGUCUCAGGAACAGCUGAUAUCAACUGGAGGUGUGUGGGAGGCCUGUGAGCAAGUGUCUAACCUGCCACGAGAUAACCAGGCAGCAGUUGUGUCGGCUCUGGCUGCAUCUCUAGGUGUGGUCAAGGAUGCUGUGGAGGAGAUGGAACAGGCACUGGUGGAAGGGCAGGAUCCCUAUGGGGACAUCAUGGAAGAUGAGGAGCUGGGCUUUCGGGGCAACAGGGACACGUACUGGUCAGAGGCUGACAGGCAGCUGCUCAGCUCCUGCAUGGGACUGAUGAAGGCUUCUAAAGCUUGCCUGAAGAAGGUUUUGGCUGCAGUGAAGGCCCAUGGCAAAGCUGAUUCUCCAGAGCACAUUGCACAGCUGGAUGACCUAGCAGACAUUGCUAAUGAGAUCAGCCCAAGUGUUGAUGAGCUGGCACUGAGCAUGUACCCACCUGUGAACCCACUGGCUGUGCGACUAAACGCUGCUAAAUUGGCCUCAGUAUUAACGAAAGUCUUAGAGAUUGCCAAGACAAGCCAUGUGUGUCCACCAUCAGAGGAAGGCUGGGUGCAGUUUCUAACUGGUGCAGUAGAUCACAACAUGAACAAAGUCAAGAACUUCACACAGGGUCAGCUUUAACUCUUCUGUGCCUGCAUGUGCUGCUGCCACUGGCUCUGGCAUCUGCAUUUCCAGUGAACUUUGCUGUUCUUUGGCUGUUUGGAAAAUGAUGAGAACAAUGGAGGAGAGAACUUCACUGCUACUUGGAAGAACCUCUCCAGGAAGUUGCCCUUUGCCAUGGCAAAGGUGUCAUUUUGCUUGGAUUCUUGGGAUGAUGCAGUGCUGCUUCUGAACGUGCCCCAUUCUUUGGACAUUACAGCUACUGUGGGGUUCAGAAAAAAAUAAAAUAUUGCUAGAUUUA